Plectropomus leopardus (leopard coralgrouper) is the source of this 2164-nucleotide messenger RNA. RefSeq names its product keratinocyte differentiation factor 1a (gene kdf1a). The record is from RefSeq and is a predicted model, not a curated record. Gene Ontology annotation, cellular component: cell junction. NCBI's taxonomy places the organism in Eukaryota, Metazoa, Chordata, Actinopteri, Perciformes, Serranidae. Gene Ontology annotation, biological process: regulation of epidermal cell division; keratinocyte development.
AGCUGUAGCCGCAGGUGAUAGCCAAACAUUGGGAGGCUCACAGCAACACAAGACUGACUUUUUCGGAGGAAUAAAAGGGGAGACGACGCGAAUGAGCCGUGUUGUGUUGCUCGGUCGAGGCAGCCGACUUUAGGUUUGCAAGAUUUGUCUUUUCGUGGAAGUCACCUGGGAAUCUGUGGGCGGUCGAAAUCCGUCUUUCUUUCUCUGUUUGAGGCGCCAGCAGAAGUCCUGUCUCUGUGAGACUUCCGCGGUUUGCUCGCCGAACAAGUUAUCUGGGAUAAAAGACAACCACGAGUGUUUCCUCUUAUGCGGUCCCAGGUCCUCUGAGCCAUGCCUGGCCACAGCUCUGGGGCCCCCCACACGUCCCGCCACCACAAACACCACAGCUCCAGCUCCAGACCAGAGAAGCACAGAGCGACUCGGACUAUAUCCAGGGAGAGCACAGCCAGCCAAGACUCCUGCAAGGAUCCUCAUGGGGAGCAACUGCAUGAGCACCACACUGACCACCCCCGCUAUUCAGAGAACAAAUAUGGUCGCAGCAGAGGCCACCCACGAAAUGGCACUGGUCGGGGCUCGGAGACUAUAGGAUUUAUUCCCGGGUCAGCAGACAGCACGCCUACCAGCAGACAUGCUUGUGGCUCCUGCGCCUCCAUGGGCUGGAGUAGCUGCAAGGCUCUUAUCUGCUGUGUACUGACUUGUGGAUUUUAUGGCAGCAGAGAGCCCUGCCUGCCUGUUAAUGAGAGCUCCACAGACCAUCCCCCUAAAACAGGCAGCGAGCCUCACCCUCCUAAUGGUGUGGCUGUGACCAACCCCACUUGUGGCAUCCCUUUGGAGUCCAGCAAGUCGACUAAAGGCUCUAGAUUGCCCACGAGUGACAGCUUCCGCUACCCGGAUGUGCGCAUCGCAGGUAAGACAGUAAGGUAUCCGGUUGCUGCCCCCAGACGAACCCGCCCGACUGGCAAGGGGGAAAGCGAGCGGCCUGUCAGCAACACCAGCCUGUUAUCCCGCGAGGACUAUGACUUAGACGACCUGAGUGACACGGGGACUGACAUUGACUCUCUUAUCACCAAGAAGCUGCUGGAGCUUUAUGCCCUGCAUCAGAUCGACCAGCUGGCCAAGUGCACCUCCGACUCCUCCUUCUCCCGCAAGACCAACGAGAUCAGCGAGCUCAUCUACAGCAUCGCUCAGGACUACAACCUGGAGGAGCAGGAGGCUGAGUGCAAGCUGGUGCACGGAGUCAUCCGCAUCAGCACAAGGAAGCCGAAGAGAAAAUCAGGCCAUCAGUCGACAGGACAGCGAGCCAACUGGAGGAACGACGGGACUCUUCCUGACAGCGGCAACGAGACCAUGACCAACACUUUCAUGAGCAGUGACGUUCCAGAGGUGAAAGUGUCAGAGCAGACACCAUCAGAUGAACUGGCGAGGAAGAUGAGACAUUACAGCGGAAGAACAUACUCCUCCAGCACCGCCACAGCCUACUCGCCCUACCAUCAUGACACUGAAACAGACUCUUCAGGAGCUCCUCUUCUUCUUCUCUGAAGGGUGACACAAAAGUAUCCGCGCUAACAACUGAUGUAGCCAACUAGAUGGACAAUGUUAACCUCCUGCUGUAAUUUUUUGUUGUUGCUGUUACUGAGUGGAGCACCUUUUACCCUGGGCGGUGGUACUUCUGGCUAAUGUUUGCUAUUGGAGUGUCAUUUAAAUUGAUGGACCUUUUAUCUCUGCAGUAAAUGACCCACUGUGGAAACAUUUUUUUUUUUUACACAGGGAAAGACAAUGCAGGUCCUCUAAAUGUAUUAGUGUAUGCAGUGUUUGAGGUUGUUUUCAGGAAAAGAAACACUCCAUGCAAUCUUAGCAGUCAGGCCAGAGGACAGAGACUGAUGUUAAGACGUAACCGUCCUCAUUCUUGUCUGUGAUUGUUUAUGCAAGCCAUCGUGCAUGUGCUGUUUGUAUGUUUGGGCUUUUUGACUCCUGCCGUUUAGACGCCUUGAAAGCAAGUGUUGACCUGAAAACUGCGUUGUUAAGCCAUAUUUUGAUGUGCAUAUUGUUAUGUUGAUGUUACUGUCAGGGGUUUUAAGCCAUUGGUGGUUUUUGGCCACAGGUUUUUUUUAAAUUCACAGAUAUGCCCUGUUUUUAACAAAAUAAAAAGUUCCAUGCUUGUUUA